AUGAAAGGUCAAUGUGAAGUUAUAUGGAUCCCAAUUGUGGAUAAGUUAACACCAUGGACAGAAGGCAAAGAACAGGCAUUUGAGGCAUUACGAUCAUUGAUGUCGUGGUUCACCAUUCACCAUCCUUCUUUGAUUGAUCAACCCGUGAUUAGAUACAUAAAGGAAAUUUGGCAUUUAUCUAAGAAACCAAUUCUAGUUGUAUUGGAUCCACAUGGAAGAGUUGUAUGUCUUAACGCACUCCAUAUGAUGAGUUUUUGGGGAAUUUUGGCAUUCCCAUUGACUAGAUCAAGACAAGAUGCGGUUUGGAAGGAAGAAACCUGGAGGCUCGAACUAUUGAUGGAUGGCAUUGAUCCAACUACCCUCAAUUGGAUAGCUGAGGGAAGAUUUAUUUGUAUGUAUGGGGGAGAAGACAUGGAAUUGAUCAGGAAAUUCACUGCAACAACACGAGUUGUUGCACAAGCAGCUCGAAUUCCCUUAGAAUUGGUUUAUGUAGGAAAGAGGAACCCAAGGGAACGAGCAAGGAAGAAUAUGACAAAAAUAAGUUUGGAGAAACUUAGUUAUUAUUGGCAAGACUUAACAUCCAUUUGGUUAUUUUGGGUCAGACUUGAAAGUAUGUGGUACUCUAAAAUGCAACUAGGUAAAACUAUAGAAAAUGACCCAAUAAUGCAAGAAAUCAUGACAAUGUUAAGUUUUGAUGGUAGUGAACAACAAUGGGCAUUGUUCAGCAGAGGAACCACACAAAUGGCUAAAGGUAAAGGAGAAAAAAUCUUAACAUCAUUAACACAAUUUGAUUCAUGGAAAGUUGAUGCGGAAGAGAAAGGGUUUCUCCGUGCUAUGAAUGAUCAUCUUCAUAAACUUCACACAACACAUCACUGCAACCGUCUUGUAUUACCGGGAACUAUUAGAAUUCCUGAGGUCGUGUUCUGCGCAGAAUAUGGUCAAAUUAUAGAGAGAUUCAUGAUGUAUCGUUGCUUCACUGAUUGA
This is a messenger RNA of Papaver somniferum (opium poppy), 984 nucleotides long. Its product is annotated as protein SIEVE ELEMENT OCCLUSION A-like. Lineage: Eukaryota; Viridiplantae; Streptophyta; Magnoliopsida; Ranunculales; Papaveraceae. The coding region runs from base 1 to 984 and encodes 327 amino acids. Gene Ontology annotation, biological process: phloem development. The record is from RefSeq and is a predicted model, not a curated record. The transcript has 2 exons.